Molecule: messenger RNA, 1512 nt
Organism: Brenthis ino (lesser marbled fritillary)
Lineage: Eukaryota; Metazoa; Arthropoda; Insecta; Lepidoptera; Nymphalidae
Source: the annotation of a GenBank genome assembly
AUGCAAGAAUUCAGUAAAUGUAAUAAAAUACAUGGUAUAUAUUGGCUUAAACGAUCUUUGGAAGACAUCAUAAUUAGAAUUAAAUUAAAAUUUAAAGAAGACAUUAUAAGUUUGCCAAAAUUUGAAGAUUUUAAAGAGAAAUCAGAUGAAGAAAAUCUAAAUAUUUUAGAUAGCAAUAAAGUGGAAACAUAUGAUUUAAAAUGGCAAGAAAAAGUUUUCAGUAGUUGGGAAAUUCAAAAAUAUUCAUAUAUAUACAACUGUACGACAGAAACAGAAAAGAAAUAUCAUGAAAUGAUCACAAAAUCAAAUUGUGAAUCAAGUAAAAUUUUUACUUAUAUAAAUGAAGACUAUCAUUUACCUGUACCUGUUGGAAAAAUGACAAGAAAACCAGAUAUUCGUUAUUUAAGUGUUUGUUUUGCAUUGUUAAAAUUAGAUGAAAAAAUUGAAGCGCACAAAGAUGUAUCUAGCUCAAUGGGACAUUUGUUUAAAAGUGAAGAUGAUAUAUCACAUGAAGAACAAUGGAUGGCAAUGCAUGUUGCAUUAGAUACUUCAGAAUAUAAUGAAGAUUCUCAACUACUUUUCAAGCAAGAAUGUAUUCUUCUCUCCAUAUUCUAUAAUGUAACAGACCAAUAUCUAUUACUUUCACCAGAUGUUAAUGAUUUAGAAUUUAACCCGUAUUGUAUCGAAGAUGCCGAUGGCACAGUUUCUAAGACUCGACAAUUGAGAGAAUAUAGUAUAGAGAUUGAAUUCCAAGAGAAAGCUAAUACAGAAGAAUUAGAAGAACUGUUACAUAAUUUAUAUAAAAAAUGGAAGAAAAAGCAGAAAAAUAUAUUAAAUUUUGUAAUGCCACCACUGGGAAAGAAAAAAUUCUUUCUAACAUUGGAGAUUGUUUCAGCUAUAGAAUUUGAAAUGGAUAACUUGUAUAUUGAAUAUCAUAUAAAGAUUCCAGAUGAUUUACAAUAUAAUGGUGAGAUAAGUGGACGGACUCAUGUCAGUAAGAAAAUGUAUGUAGACGAGAAGUCUGUGUGGAUGUAUGGGCAUAUUAUGGAAUUAGAAUUAGAAUGUGCUACCGGAAUAAAUCCAUCGCCAUUAAAAAUCUUUCUAGAAGCAAUUUCCACAGACUGGUGGGGGAGGUACAACACACAGGGGUAUAGCUGUCUCGCUCUGACACUAGAGGCUGGAGAACAAAUAGUAUACCUGUCUUGCUCUCGACCAGAAGAGUUGGACAGUACAGUGGCAGAGAGUAGACGGUUCUUUGUGGGAGGAUGCCAUUUGUUAAAGGACUUGGAUGUUUUGGAUAAUCCUCAAACACAGGAUGCAAACUUCAGAUACGUUUCAACUGGCACAAUAUCACUCCGAUGGCAGAUAGUGUCGCAGACGCACGCGGCCGCCGCCCCGCCGCUGCAGCCACACACAUCAGCAUCUGCUUUAUUGAAAGGAGCCGAAGCAGUACUACGACAGUAUAGAAAAGCCAAAGCGACAUUGGCAGCCGCGACUGAAAAUAUAGCGAAU